AUGGGACGUCACGUAUGGGGUGUGACUUACAACCGCGAGUACGUGAAGCAACAAGAACUUAAGUACAAGCUGAAGGAGUACCAGUUAGAGCCAGAAGAUUUAGAACGCUUGUCGUGGGAAAUGACAGAUCUUUACAAUAGUAAUCUUAUAGUAAGUCAUUAUAGUGUGUCUGUCGCUACUUUUGAGUAACAUUUUUCGUCAAUGUUAUUUCAUUUUUAGACAGAAGCAGACCGACGGUUCCGUGAUAAACUGAUAGAAGUUUUGAACGAAAAAUUAAAAAAUGUCUACCCCGGAGGGUAUUUGGCUUGUGGUGGGUCUACAGUAAGCAAUUGUGGUACGACAACGUCAGAUAUUGAUUUAUGUUAUGUACUGAAGACGUCGGAUUAUUACGGGGAAAAGGACCUGCCAAUUGUAAUGUACAAAGAGGGGAGGGUAAGUCGAGACUUUAAAGUUGGUGAACGACUGGUCAUUCUUAUUUAUGUAUUCAGUGAUCUUUUGAGAACACGUUAGCCUCAAAGAUAACAUCUUUUGUACUUGACAACUCCCUGUCAUAUUAUGAGCAUUACCGUACGUACUUAAAGGAUAGACUAUUGAAGGUGAACCACUUUAUACUAAACAGGAUAGGCGCCAUCUUAAAGGACUUGGAUGCUGUUAAAUCUAUUAAACUGGUUGACGCUACAGUACCCAUUGUAAAAAUGCAAAUCAACACAAAAUUGUUGGGAAUCAGCCAAGUUGACAAAACAAUCGAGGUAGACAUCAAUUGUAAUUGUGUCGCUGGUGUUUACAACUCUUUUUUACUCGGUGGAUUGGUCAAGUAAGUCCAUUUAAUGUAGUCACAACUGCCUGUGUCAUUAUAUAUUUAUAUAUUUAUGUCGAAAUGACUAAUAAUGUUAUUAACAAUUACUGUUAUGAGAUACAGUACCUUAAAAAUGGGUAAAGCUACAUUAAUUUUCAGUUUCGACCGGAGAUUGGCCAUUUUAUCAGUGAUUUUGAAGAAAUGGGGGAAACAGGUCAAGAUUGUCGAUGAAAAGAGGUUUAACAGGUAACAUAUCGUAAUGUUUUAAUCACUCCCUUCCCAGUUACGCUCUGGUUCUCCUUGUUGUUCAUUACCUUCAAUGUGGAGUUUAUCCUCCAGUCCUUCCCAAUCUGAUGCACCUUCUACCCGACAAGUACGGUGGUACAAUAGAGCCAAGACACUUGACAACGUCGAUAGAAGGACUUCCAGACCAUAUUUAUGAAGUCAAACGAAACGAAAUGAAUGUGGGAGAACUUCUGAUGGGCUUCUUGAAGUACUAUGCUGACUUCGAGAUGACGGCCAUGGAUGUCAGAGUCAAAACUGGGGAAGUGAUUGAAAAGUAAGUUUAGGUUAGUCUUUUCCAUCUCUGUUAUCCAUUAAUUGUUUCGUAUUUUAAUUUUCAUGAGAUCGAAAAUGCGAAAGGUUUAAUGGAUUCAUGCAACAAAACAUUACGUCCUUUCAGGAGAAACUCUCAAAUCCGAAAAGGUGAUUGGUCAGCAUUCUUCCUAGAAGAACCAUACGACGAGAUUACCGUGCCAAAGAACCUUCGCCUUUCUUUCGACCUCGACUUUAUACUCAAGCAGUUCAGGGAUAUGGCCGACUUAAUGUACAAAAACCCCACCUUAAGCACGUUAUACAGGUAAGAAGUUUACUGUUUUCGUAACACAAUGUAACCACAACGUAUAUAGUAUCGCUACUAACAUCGAAUGUUUAGUAUAACAAACCCUUCCCGAAGCAAAAAGCAACAGCUGAGGGAGCAAGAAGAAGAUGAAGACAUUUGA
This is a messenger RNA of Bursaphelenchus okinawaensis, 1797 nucleotides long. NCBI's taxonomy places the organism in Eukaryota, Metazoa, Nematoda, Chromadorea, Rhabditida, Aphelenchoididae. The record is from the annotation of a GenBank genome assembly.